Rhipicephalus sanguineus (brown dog tick) is the source of this 2751-nucleotide messenger RNA. RefSeq lists its product as uncharacterized. NCBI's taxonomy places the organism in Eukaryota, Metazoa, Arthropoda, Arachnida, Ixodida, Ixodidae. Bases 120 to 2669 code for a protein of 849 amino acids. The transcript has 2 exons. The record is from RefSeq and is a predicted model, not a curated record.
UGGUGCGAGUUCUCGAUCGACAGAAAGGUGCGUCUGUAAGUUCCCUUUGUUGCACUCCUACGACUCGUCGCCCUUUGCUGGAUCAUCGUCGUCGCGUCAAAUUAAAGCUACUUGCUUCAAUGGAUGAGAGCGAUGCAGAAGCUGACUGCGCUUCUCAACCUCGCCUUAAGAAGCGGAAGCAGUACUUGGAACCCGGAGAGCAUUUCGUGGUUCCGCGAACAACGCUUUGGCGGCUCGGGUUCCAGACAAGUGGUUCCAGCGGGGUUCCAGCUCCGGUUGCAGGCUGCGGUUCCAGCCAGGUGACUCUAAACGCAGUGCCAACAGAUUGCUUCUCCAGUCCAGUUACCUCACACCCGGAGCAGAGUGACGAUGAAUCUAACGAUAGUCAUCGGUCAGCACGUUGCGCCGACGAUGCAGUGUGCGCGGAGGACGGAGCCAGCACGCACAGCGCGGGCUUGACGGAGGAUCAAGGCGCAAGCAGGCCAAGCGAUGAAGACACCGCGAGCAACGUGGGAGACUUUUUAAAGCUCUUCUCGUGUGAACCUUUGCCUAACUCAAAGUUAAGCGUUGCCGACGCUAUGGUCCUGUUGAUGGCCUAUGCGACAUCAGCAGGACUGAAUUGGAGUGACAUGGAGAAGCUUGUUCAAAUAAUUAAUCUUCUACUUGGAGCUGAAGUGCUGCCGUCAUCGCAGCAUUUGCUACGAAAGGCGUGGAAGAACUGGCAAGGGGAGUUGAUUCAGCGCCAUUACUUUUGCACAUCAUGCAGUACGCGCGCUGUGAAUCCAACUGGACGAGAUUUCGUUUGCUCGAAUUGCGAUGCACAAAAUUGGGCUCACAAUUUUUUUGCUGUGUUGAGCUUAAAAAAGCAGAUAGAAGUUUUGCUUUCUAAGGAGGAGUUAGCCGUGGCACUGUUGGAUUCCCUGAAAAGAAGAAAAGAUCGAGGCAGUGGCUCGGGAAGUUGUGGAACUGUAAUGACGGACAUCACAGAUGGCGCCUUGUACCAUAGGCAGAUGGAAGGCUGCCAAUGGAACGACUUAUCGCUUGCCUUCAACACUGAUGCAGCAAAAGUAUUCAAUUGCAACAAGACUGCACUGUGGCCUAUUCAAUGCGUCAUUAAUGAGCUGCCUGUGGCAUUGCGCUGGGGCAACGUGUUAUUGGGGGGGCUUUGGUUCGGCAAAGGCUACCCAAAAAUGGGCCAGUUCUUGGAUGUUUUUGUAAAGGAGCUCCUGGACACCGGUUCCGUGAAGUGGAAGUGCCAUGAAGAAACGCUGCAGUCACGCAUCGAAGUGGUCUGCUGCUGCGUAGACGCGCCAGCUCGUGCAGCAGCGCUGAACUCGAAGCAGUUCAGCGGGUAUUUCGGCUGCAGCGUUUGUCUUCACAAAGGAGAAAGACACAGCGGGUCCAUGAAGUAUCCAGUGCUUGGAAGCCCAAUGCCUGCCCUACGGACAACAAGUCAAGUGAAGUUGGACAUGCAAACAGCCGUGACAACUGGUGAACCUUCGCAUGGUGUUAAGGGACCUACGCCACUUGCGAAACUCUCAAAAUUUGAUUUAGUGUGGGGCGUAUGCCCAGAUUACAUGCAUGCUGUGCUUGAGGGUGUUGCCAAACAACUUGUCGAAAUAUGGCUAAGCCAGGUCCAGUCGCCAGCUUACAUUGGGGAGCCAUCAAAGUGCCAAAGAGUGACUGCACGGCUUUUACGCCUAAGGCCACCUCAGUUUUUCACACGACUACCACGUACACUGGAUGACCGCAGCAUGUGGAAGGCCAGUGAAUGGAAGUGGUGGCUUUUAUUCUAUGCCGUUCCAUGCCUUGAUGGUAUUCUUCAAAGGAAGUACCACGAACAUCUGUGCCUUCUAGUCAAUGGCAUUUUUUUUUUGCUGAAGGACAAAAUUUCGGAAAGUGACCUCAAAGAAGCGAUGGACAACCUUUCGAAAUUUGUGCACAGGGUUGAAGAUCUGUACGGCAAGGCGGCGAUGACAUUUAAUGUCCAUCAGCUGCUUCACCUGCCACAGAGUGUGCAGCAGCUUGGACCUUUAUGGUCCCAUUCAACAUUUGUGUUUGAAUCUGGAAAUGGCACAUUGUUGAAUUUGGUUAGUGAUGCAAAUGGUGUCCCCCAUCAAGUUCUUGAGCGUUUUGCAAUGCGCCUACAGCUUUCACACCUGCUGCAAUCUGCGGCUUUUUCUGAAAAAGCACGGGCACUGUGCAAAAAAAUGACUGGCACCUGUGCUUUAGAGAGCCCGCCUGACAGGCCACUAGGCAAAGGCAUUUUUUUUACAGAGAUUUUAAGUGACGAGACAGUUUUCAUUGAAAAACUGGGCUACUGUCCCAAAAAUGUCAUGGAAUACAAGAGGGUGUGCCUCAAAGGACAAGUUUUCCAUGUGCAUAGUUAUCAGAGAACAAAAAGAACGUGCAACUCCUAUCUGAGGAGCAAAGAUGGUGAGCACUACGUGCUGAAUAAUGUUUUUGUGCUGGAAGAUGGAACAUGUGUCCUUUUAUGUCAGAAGCUUGUAUGUCAGAAGCACAAAAUAGUGAACCACAUGCACAUCUGUGCUGAUGUUGGAGAUCAAAUGGUUUUGCUUGGUGCUGAUGUAGACAGAGUUUGUGUCGCGAUGAAAGCUGGAAAGACAUUGUACAUUGCCGACAUACCUAACAUGCACGAACGGGAUUAAGUGUAAAAGUCGCAGAAACUGGAGCAUAUCUGCUUUUACUACUGUAUUUAUCAUGGGCUUUCUACCGUACGCAUUUUGGUGU